CCACUUCCAGCUUCGAAUACAGUAUCCACGACAAUUGCUUACCUUUUCCCACAUCAUAUUCAACAAUGACCUCCGAGACUCUCGUUUCUGAUAACUCUACCGUUUCUUCACCUCCCGCCAAACGUGCCAAGACUGCCGGUACCAUGGAAGGUCUUCCACCAUUGCAGAUUAAGAAGCUUUCUGACAAGGGACGUUUGCCUACUCGUGGGAGUGCCUUUGCUGCUGGCUAUGAUAUCUACGCUGCUCGCGACACAACUAUUCCCGCCCGUGGCAAGGCGCUAGUUGACACUGAUAUCAGUAUGGCUGUGCCUGCCGGAACCUAUGGACGCAUCGCCCCUCGAUCGGGUCUCGCGUCCAAGCAUUUCAUUGACACAGGCGCUGGUGUCAUCGAUGCCGAUUAUCGCGGUCAGGUCAAGGUCCUGCUUUUCAACCAUAAUGAAUCCGACUUUGAGGUGAAGGAGGGCGACCGCAUUGCUCAACUUGUUCUGGAGCGCAUCUACACCCCCGAGGUUGUGGAGGUCCAAGAACUCGAGGAGAGUGUCCGAGGCGCUGGUGGCUUCGGCAGCACUGGUUAGAUAGCCAAGGGGCCUAUGCAGACGUCUCUUCUGCCAAGUUUCAUCAAUUAAUGAAUUGGCUUCUGGGCCAAUGCAAUAGAUUUACAGUACACAGUUGAGGAAGGCUGAUUAUUCAAGAGAAGCUCUCAGAGUGAAUUAUUUGACCCUCACAAGAGAUGUGAAAACUUGGAUGAAUUCAUGACGAGACGUCUAUUCCCAAACCUUUCUACCCAUUUCUAUUGCUGGCUUCUACUUUGGUGGCCAUUGUAACCUUGGACAACCCCCCUCCCACUAGAUCUAAAUGGCCUUCGCAAGGUAUUGCGUCGUGGGCGAGCGUAAGCAGUCCAAAUUCCUCACAAGUUGAAGUUCUGCCGCCU
Molecule: messenger RNA, 931 nt
Organism: Fusarium verticillioides 7600
Lineage: Eukaryota; Fungi; Ascomycota; Sordariomycetes; Hypocreales; Nectriaceae
Product: deoxyuridine 5'-triphosphate nucleotidohydrolase
Exons: 2
Coding region: 66-575 (169 amino acids)
Biological process (GO): dUTP catabolic process; dUMP biosynthetic process
Molecular function (GO): dUTP diphosphatase activity; magnesium ion binding
Source: RefSeq, a predicted model, not a curated record